Molecule: messenger RNA, 1023 nt
Organism: Acytostelium subglobosum LB1
Lineage: Eukaryota; Evosea; Eumycetozoa; Acytosteliales; Acytosteliaceae
Exons: 5
Source: RefSeq, a predicted model, not a curated record
CCUACGAACCAAAAGAGAGACACAUUGGUAAACAAACCCUAUUGCUCAACUUGUGGCAAGGAGUUUGGAUUGUUCACAUCAAAGAUUGCUUGUGAUCUUUGCUACAUCAACUAUUGCUCUGCUUGUAUCACAAAACUGUCUAGCAAGGACAUCACUGGUGUGCUCAGAGAAGGCCAAACAAAGAACUACUGUGUAGGCUGUCAAUUCAUUGUCACACGAGAAGAGAACAAUCGUCGAUAUGAAACACUGGUACUCAAAGCAAAGGAUGAACCUCUCUUUGUCAUCUACAUUGAAAUCACAUUGUUGAAAAGGGCAAUACACUCUGGAAUGCCAGGAUUCGAGUACCUGGCAUCAUCGAUCAGUGAUUUCACAACAGCAUCACCAAAGAACAGAGAGACAUUCCUUCAGGUCUACGAUGAGGUGAUGCGCAAUCAAGUAGAGUUGGCCACAUUGUUCAAAGACUUUGAUCGACUGGUCAAGGCAAUAGCCAACCUUCAAACCACAUCCAACUCCCAAGAGAUUGUAAAGGCCAACAUGAAACAUGUCUAUGUCAACUUCUUACAACAAUACCUUCCAAAGUUUAAGACCAUUCAAAGUCAAGUUCAACAUGUGGAAAUGAAUACUGCAACAAAUAUGUACAUGGUAUUAUGCAGGAACGUUCUGGAUAAUCAACUGAACGCAGAGUUCUGGGAUAAAUAUGGUGGAAUGUUCCAGAAUGCUGUUAGAGUAUGCAGGAAUGAUCUCUUCAAUGCUGCCAUCAAAUGUGGAGAGGAUUGGGAGAAGCACAAAUCAUUGAUUGACACUUCAAUUUGCCAGACCAAUAAGUCUUAUCUAAGUUUAGAUGGACAUCCAUCCAAAGAGUUAGAGGGAACAUUGGUCAGGAAGAAUGCAGGCACAAUCAAAAAGAUCUUGGAUCAAGUCAGUCUACGUGUCACUCCUGAGGAUCUGGUACAAUCGAGGAAGGUCUUACAAGAGUUGUAUUUAACAUUAUCCAGAGAGUAUGAAAGAGGUCUCGUAUUUUAA